Protopolystoma xenopodis is the source of this 837-nucleotide messenger RNA. The record is from the annotation of a GenBank genome assembly. NCBI's taxonomy places the organism in Eukaryota, Metazoa, Platyhelminthes, Monogenea, Polystomatidea, Polystomatidae.
GAAAAACAGCUUAAAAUGCAGGAUAAUUUUGAGACUAUGGUUCGUCGUGGUAGCAAUUUAAUCCAGAACAUCGGUAGCAAACGUCGCGAAUUUGUGUACUUGCUGGAAGACAUGUCUCACGAAAUGGUACGCUCCUUCUUGCGAAUCUUUGGAGUCGAUGGACGUCUGCUCAACUGGUUCUCGGAUACUCGGGCUGCCGUCACUCGAGCUAUUUCCCCACCUCCUUCGCCAACAUUUUCAUCAUCCUCGUCAUCUGAUCUGCGUAAACACUCCCUUAGACGCGCGAGUUGGUCUUUUAUGCGUAAUUUCAAUAGAAAUCGCCAUCGCCCAGUGAAAACCAGCGAUGAUUACUUCAUCGGUCAUGCAUGCCGCUCAUAUGAAUACGAAAAGAUGGGGAAUGCUGGCGAUUUGAACUCUUAUAGCAGUGGUAGCGAGGAUGGCUUGCUGCAUUAUGUAGAAAUGAAUGAUCAUGAGCCAGAUACGAAAGAGGCUGGGUGCCAAAAAACUCGAGUUAAAUUCUCUCCAAUUGGUAGCGAGUUUGUCGGGGAACCCCUUUGCUCGACCUCAAGAGCGAUUCAUCGGCAUACGUUUGAAUCUGAAAAUGAAUCUUUUAAAGAAAUGCAUAGUGCACUGGCAAAUCAGCUUAAAUCAAGACCAUGUCACUACAGUAAACCCUUUAUUCAGCACUCAGAAGCCCAUGAACCGGUUAAACCAGCUUGUAGUCCUAUUGAAGAGACGCAGAGGAGCAAAGCUUCUGAUGAUCAUACUCCUCAGUAUGUCUAUGAUCAUUCUGUAGCUGUGAUGAUAUUAGAGCUUGAGUAUUAUUCCGGUAUAUGA